AUGGGAAUGAGAGAUUUUCGUAUCAAGCUCAAGGCAUUUAGGGUGAAACACUUUUUCUUAGGGAAUGGAGGCAGAAAAAGGAAUCGUGGGGUUGCAAAUAAGCCUUCAUGGAUGAUGCCAAUAACACAUGGUCAUCAUGUGGUGGAGCAUAAUGUGAUCAAAGGUGAUUCUGAUGAGUUUGAUUCAGUUGUGAUACAGAGAGAGCAAAUGGAUCACACUGAAAUUUGGUAUUUUGGAAUCUUUGAUGCUCUAAUUGGAGAUGGGGUUACCAAGUAUCUGCAAUCCCAUUUUUUUGACAAGAUGCUCAAAGAGUCUCACAUGAGGAGAAAAAUCAAAGAAACACUCAAGAGAGCUUUUCUAGGCGCAAAAACUAAGACAAGAGAGGGACAUAAAUUAGAGGAGGCAUGCAUAACAGGGUCAACAUCUGUGAUGGUGAUAAAUGGUGAGAAACUUGUGAUAGCCAACAUGGGAGAUUACAGAACUGUUUUGUGCAGAGAUGGUAAAGCUUAUCAGAAAACUGGCAGAUAUAAUCAAUCGCCUAAGAGACAUUGGUAUCGCAAACUAUUUUCAGGAAACACAACAGGUAAAAAACAGCAUUGUAAUGGCUCAGAAGUUGUCGUGGGAGGGGAUUGGAUCGAUUCUGACACUGAAUUUUUGAUUUUAGCAAGCAAUGGCAUAUGGGAGGUGAUGAAGAAUCAAGAGGCUGUGAAUCUUAUCAGGCACAUAGAGGAUCCACAAGAAGCAGCUGAGUGCUUGGCAAAGGAAGCAUUGAUUAGGAUGAGUAAAAGCAACAUUUCAUGCUUAAUCGUUCGCUUUGAUUGAUUUCUCUCCAUAAUUAAGCUACUAAGCUAGAGUAUAUCCAUAAGCUUUGUUCAAGCUUAGUAAAAAAUGUUGUUCAUAUUGUUUGAACCAACUUAUUUU
This is a messenger RNA of Lotus japonicus, 921 nucleotides long. Its product is annotated as putative protein phosphatase 2C-like protein 44. Gene Ontology annotation, biological process: protein dephosphorylation. Gene Ontology annotation, cellular component: cytosol; nucleus. The transcript has 5 exons. The record is from RefSeq and is a predicted model, not a curated record. Gene Ontology annotation, molecular function: protein serine/threonine phosphatase activity. The coding region runs from base 1 to 822 and encodes 273 amino acids. NCBI's taxonomy places the organism in Eukaryota, Viridiplantae, Streptophyta, Magnoliopsida, Fabales, Fabaceae.